CCAGAAUCCAGCCCCCUCACUCCGGCGCAUUCGUCUCAGCGGCUGCGAGGAGUCUCUCGGGCGCCUUGUCCGGUGCUGCCGGCGUCUCCCUUGGCCGCCUCUAGAAACGCUUCACUUCCCGUUUCCCUCUAAUCCGCUUCAGUUCAUCCAUCCACUUAUUCGUCAAACGUUUAUCUUGCUGGCCUUGAGUACAGCAUCGGCAAGACAGACCAGACAAGGCUCUUUUUCUCCUGAGUAGGAUGGCUUUCUAGGGAUUAUAUUUUCUAGUUUAGGCUGCUUCUGAGCAGAGCCUGGAUGGCUCUACCUUCUUGUUUAGAUUUUUCUCACGUGUAUACAGAUGUCACCAGUAUGCAGCUUUCCCUUCUCUCUUCUACCUGAUGACAUUUAAAAAAAAAAAAAAAGCAGCUCUUGUUUCCCUUGUCCAUAGCAUGUGUCCAGUCUGACAGUAUUCCUCUAUAGAGCUGUGCACGUUCAUUAGAGCUGCGUAAAACAUUCUGGAUUCUGGUGGUACCCGGACCCUGGACACCUCCUUUGCUCCACUGACUAGUUGGAAAGGGGAAUUAUCCAAGCGCUCAGAAUUGGUGUAUGUUUACAAGUGGAUGGUGUGUAAUGGGAGGUAAAGAGGAAUUUAUUACAAGUAGAGUACUAGGAAAUCUCACAGCCACCUAAAUACUCUUCAGAAACACCAUUUUCUAACCUAGUGCUUCUCAUCAAUAUUUUUGGUGAACAUAGAUUGUUUCUAAACAGAUUUUGACUGCUGUACACAACUGGUCCAAAAAAAGGCCACUAAAGUAUGGAUCACAUGGAUGGUAGCCUUAUUCCCAAUAUCUCUGCUGUAUCUGUAAGUUUAAAGGGAGGGAGAGGUAGAACUCAUGUGAAAAAUGGCGAGGGAUCCAAUCAGUGACACAGGAGCACAGCAAAUCAUAUAAUGUAACAGUUACAUUUAUGUAACACUUCAUGGUUACAGAGAGCUUUCACAUAUACUCUUUUGUUUGAUUCUCACAAUAACUCCAUGGAUUAGAUAAAGCAAAAAGUAUUUCCAUUUUAUAGAUAGAGAAAUUAUGCUUAACCAAACAUUAAGUUAUUUGCUUACAAUCAGUCAUACAGGUAGAAAAUAUCGAGAGCCUGGAUUCCAAUUGAAGUUUCUGACUUCACAUCCCCCACACUCCCUUUUUAGAUGCCAUCGUGCUCUAAUAGGUGUGUCAUCGUGAGACCUGAGGAUGCUUUCUUGGAUCCUGGUGUUUGGAAAUCCCAGAGCCUGUCAUGGAGGACCCCAGUGAGGAUACCUCGAUCCAUAGAUUGGAAGGCACUGAUGGGGACUCUCAGGUUGGUGGUCUUAUUUGCAAGACCAAAAGUGCAGCCAGUGAGCAGCAUGUGUUCAAGGCCCCUGCUCCCCGUCCUUCAUUGCUGGGACUGGACUUGUUGGCUUCCCUGAAACGGAGGGAGCGAGAGGAGAAAGACGAUGGGGAGGACAAGAAGAAGUCCAGGAUCUCUUCCUACAAGGACUGGGAAGAGAGCAAGGAUGACCAGAGGGAUGCUGAGGAGGAUGGCAGUGACCAGUCCGGUCGAGGUAGCCGAAAAGACAGACAUUAUCGAUCUGCUCGAGUAGAGACUCCAUCCCAUCCUGGUGGUGUGAGCGAAGAGUUUUGGGAACGUAGUCGGCAGAGAGAGCGGGAGCGCCGGGAACAUGGUGUCUAUGCCUCAUCCAAAGAAGAAAAGGAUCGGAAGGAAAGAUCGCGGGAUCGAGACUGUGACCGCAAGAGAGACAGAGAUGAGCGGGAUAGAAGCAGGCACAGCAGCAGAUCAGAGCGGGAUGGAGGGUCAGAGCGCAGCAGGAGAAAUGAACCAGAGAGCCCACGACACCGACCUAAAGAUGCAGCCACCCCAUCAAGGUCUACCUGGGAGGAAGAGGACAGUGGCUAUGGCUCUUCAAAGCGCUCGCAGUGGGAAUCGCCCUCCCCUUCACCUUCCUAUCGGGAUUCUGAUCGGAGCCAUCGACCGUCCAGCAGAGAUCGGGAUAGGUCUGUAAGGAGCAGGUACUCAGACGACACACCUUUGCCAACCCCAUCCUACAAAUACAACGAGUGGGCCGAUGACAGAAAGCACCUAGGGUCCACCCCGCGUCUCUCCAGGGGCCGAGCAAGACGUGAGGAUGGUGAAGAAGGGAUUUCGUUUGACACAGAAGAGGAGCGGCAGCAAUGGGAGGAUGACCAGAGGCAAGCUGACCGGGAUUGGUACAUGAUGGAUGAGGGGUAUGACGAGUUCCACAAUCCCUUGGCCUACUCUUCCGAGGACUAUGUGAGGAGGCGGGAGCAGCACCUGCAUAAACAGAAGCAGAAGCGCAUUUCGGCUCAGCGGAGACAGAUCAAUGAGGAUAACGAGCGCUGGGAGACCAACCGCAUGCUCACCAGUGGGGUGGUCCAUCGGCUGGAGGUAGACGAGGACUUUGAAGAGGACAGCGCGGCCAAGGUGCAUCUGAUGGUGCACAACCUGGUGCCUCCCUUUCUGGAUGGGCGCAUCGUCUUCACCAAGCAGCCAGAGCCUGUGAUUCCAGUCAAGGAUGCCACUUCUGACCUGGCCAUCAUUGCUCGAAAAGGCAGUCAGACAGUGCGGAAGCACAGGGAGCAAAAGGAACGCAAGAAGGCUCAACACAAACACUGGGAACUGGCUGGAACCAAACUGGGAGAUAUAAUGGGUGUCAAAAAAGAGGAAGAGCCGGAUAAAGCGCUAACAGAAGAUGGUAAAGUGGACUACAGGACAGAGCAGAAGUUUGCAGAUCACAUGAAGAAAAAGAGUGAGGCCAGCAGUGAAUUUGCAAAAAAGAAGUCAAUUCUGGAGCAGAGGCAGUAUCUGCCCAUCUUUGCAGUGCAGCAGGAGCUACUCACUAUUAUCAGAGAUAACAGCAUCGUGAUUGUGGUUGGGGAGACGGGGAGUGGUAAGACCACUCAGCUGACCCAGUACUUGCAUGAAGAUGGUUACACGGACUAUGGGAUGAUUGGGUGCACCCAGCCCCGGCGUGUGGCGGCCAUGUCGGUGGCCAAGAGAGUCAGUGAAGAGAUGGGGGGAAACCUUGGCGAGGAGGUGGGUUAUGCCAUCCGCUUCGAAGACUGCACUUCAGAAAACACCUUGAUCAAAUACAUGACUGACGGGAUCCUGCUCCGAGAGUCCCUCCGGGAAGCAGACCUGGAUCACUACAGUGCCAUCAUCAUGGACGAGGCGCACGAGCGCUCCCUCAACACCGACGUGCUCUUCGGGCUGCUCCGGGAGGUGGUGGCUCGGCGCUCAGACCUGAAGCUCAUUGUCACAUCUGCCACUAUGGAUGCCGAGAAAUUUGCUGCCUUCUUUGGGAAUGUUCCCAUCUUCCACAUCCCCGGCCGUACCUUCCCUGUUGACAUCCUUUUCAGCAAGACCCCGCAGGAGGAUUACGUGGAGGCUGCAGUGAAGCAGUCCUUGCAGGUGCACCUGUCAGGGGCUCCUGGGGACAUCCUCAUCUUCAUGCCUGGCCAGGAGGACAUAGAGGUGACCUCAGACCAGAUUGUGGAGCAUCUGGAAGAACUGGAGAAUGCGCCCGCCUUGGCCGUGCUGCCCAUCUACUCCCAGCUGCCUUCUGAUCUUCAGGCCAAAAUCUUCCAGAAGGCUCCGGAUGGUGUUCGGAAGUGUAUUGUUGCCACCAACAUUGCUGAGACAUCUCUGACUGUCGACGGCAUCAUGUUUGUUAUCGAUUCUGGUUAUUGCAAAUUAAAGGUCUUCAACCCCAGGAUUGGCAUGGAUGCUCUGCAGAUCUACCCCAUCAGCCAGGCCAAUGCCAACCAGAGGUCGGGGCGAGCUGGCAGGACGGGCCCAGGUCAGUGCUUCAGGCUUUAUACCCAGAGCGCCUACAAGAAUGAGCUCCUGACCACCACGGUACCUGAGAUCCAGAGGACCAACCUGGCCAAUGUGGUGUUGCUGCUGAAAUCUCUAGGGGUGCAGGACCUGCUGCAGUUCCACUUCAUGGACCCGCCCCCAGAGGACAACAUGCUCAACUCCAUGUAUCAGCUCUGGAUCCUUGGAGCUCUGGACAACACAGGUGGUCUGACCUCAACUGGACGGCUGAUGGUGGAGUUCCCGCUGGACCCAGCCCUGUCCAAGAUGCUCAUUGUGUCCUGCGACAUGGGCUGCAGCUCCGAGAUUCUGCUCAUUGUGUCCAUGCUCUCGGUCCCCGCCAUCUUCUACAGGCCCAAGGGCCGAGAGGAGGAGAGUGAUCAGAUCCGGGAGAAGUUUGCUGUCCCUGAGAGUGAUCAUCUGACCUACCUGAAUGUUUACCUGCAGUGGAAGAAUAAUAAUUACUCUACCAUCUGGUGUAAUGAUCAUUUUAUCCAUGCCAAGGCCAUGCGGAAGGUCCGGGAGGUGCGGGCUCAGCUCAAGGACAUCAUGGUGCAGCAGAGGAUGAGUCUGGCCUCCUGUGGCACUGACUGGGACAUUGUCAGGAAGUGUAUAUGUGCUGCCUAUUUCCACCAGGCAGCCAAGCUCAAGGGAAUUGGGGAGUACGUGAAUAUCCGGACAGGGAUGCCCUGCCACUUGCACCCUACCAGCUCCCUCUUUGGAAUGGGCUACACCCCAGACUACAUAGUAUAUCAUGAGUUGGUCAUGACCACCAAGGAGUACAUGCAGUGUGUGACUGCUGUGGAUGGAGAGUGGCUGGCGGAGCUGGGCCCCAUGUUCUACAGUGUGAAACAGGCAGGAAAGUCUCGGCAGGAGAACCGCCGACGGGCCAAAGAGGAGGCCUCUGCCAUGGAGGAGGAGAUGGCGCUGGCUGAGGAGCAGCUGCGAGCCCGGCGGCAGGAGCAGGAAAAGCGCAGCCCCCUGGGCAGUGUCAGGGCUACAAAGAUCUAUACUCCAGGUCGGAAAGAGCAAGGGGAACCCAUGACUCCUCGCCGCACGCCAGCCCGCUUUGGUCUAUGAGCUGAGGCUGUCCCUGCAGAGGAUGGGAGCCAGGUAUUGAGUGGCUGGAGUGCCCUGGGCCUGCUGACAAAACCCUUUCAUCUGUGUGCUUUCAUCUUUGUAUGUCACCGCCUCCGAGGGAGGCUCCUGCCGACCGCUAGGCUCUGCCAGGGCGGAAGUAGGAUUCCUCAGUGCAGCCUCUGGGCCGCAGAGCAGCUGAGAAGCUGCGAGAGGUGGCUGGACCCAUCACAUCCAGAUAAACUGUCCCAGGACACUUGGUGUAUAAAUGACUUGGCCAUUGACUAUGUUUUUUAAAAUUCUUGUGUAAAGCAGCAAAACAGAUCUAGAGGGAAUUGUAAUUUGGUUAUAAUUCAGGAUUUGGAAAUAAAUUUAUUAUUUGUAAAA
Miniopterus natalensis is the source of this 5325-nucleotide messenger RNA. NCBI's taxonomy places the organism in Eukaryota, Metazoa, Chordata, Mammalia, Chiroptera, Miniopteridae. The record is from RefSeq and is a predicted model, not a curated record.